CAGGUACCCCAAAGUCUCAUCCAGUUGGCGCUUUCAGGUUGCACAACCAAACUAAACGACGCCGUUGCAGCUGUCUUCAUCCUCCUCUCUCACUCAGCAGACAGCAAGUGCUACUGGUUUCAGUCUGUGCGUCUUUUCUGCAAUCAAACAUUUCGAACGCAGACGACUUCUUGAUCUGUUUUGAUCAAUGGGUGUCGCCGGCAGGAAGGGAAAAGGUUACGCCUUUGCUGUAUUCGCCGGCCUCAACGCCGCCUUCGCCGCCAUUGCCGCCAAGUUCUUCUCUUUCUACGUAAUUAUUCUUAUUCUCUUCUCCCCCUUUUCCCCCCACUGAGCUACACUGUUAAAACGUACAACCAGAUCGAAUAUCCCCUUUUCCCCUGAUCUCCAGGAUGUUUUCAGUACUAGUUUUUCAGUUUCCCAAUCGAUUUCGCCCAGUACCGCCAUCUGACCUCGUCUCCGUGCAAUUAAACUUUCCUCCCCAAUUGUUUUUCACUUGCAUAUAUAUGGCAGUUUAAUCUAUGGCCUAGUGUUUUCACUUUUCUCCCACUUGCUGCAGAUUAUUCGAUACGGCCUGGUGGUGGUGUUUAAUGUCACGAUGUGGGGUUGUUAUGUUAAUAGCCUCAAGGCUCUCUCGUCCCUACAAGCUACUGUUACGAACUUCGCCACCAAUUUCAUCUCCUCUGGCCUUGCUGGGUCCUUCCUGUUCAAUGAAAGCUUGUCCAGUAAGUGGUUUGCUGGUGCAUUCCUCAUUGUAGUUGGUGUGAUCAUACUCAGCAAUUCAAGUAUAGAACACAAGGAACGGACUGAUUGAUGUGAAUCGAUUUCGGUAUAUGUUGUGCUCGUGUUUUCGGCGGUACGAGAACCAGUGAGGCUAGGUCAUUCUAACUUUAGAAACUAUGUAUGUUUCCAUGUCUAGUGCUGUGCUUUGUGAAAUUCAUGCAUGGUGAACCGCUGUCAGAUGAGAUUCAUUCUUAUGUGUAGUGUUGAGUUUUGUAAUUUACAUCUCGACUGUACGAUGUCUCCAAUUCGGUUGUGCUAUGCUAUGCACAUGUCAGGCAGGCUCUUGUGUUUCCAUUACGCAUUGUUGGUUGAGCAUAGUGAAUCGGUUCUUUUAUGCCUUUAAUGAUGAAUUGAUGAGUUGUUGGAUUCUGACUGUCAGUUUGAUGCAGUAGAAUCUCAGGUUUUCACUGUCAGUUUUGAGGAAGAGUUCUUGUUAGUAUGGCUGAUCCGUAAUGUGCUCCAAGUUCUGACUGUAAUCUCCUUCCAUUGGUGAAAAUGGUGGCUGAAGUCAGCUCAGUUCUCAAUUCUUAGCGAUUGGGAGAGAUUGGAUUGUCGGUGAUUGAAAUACUAUGUUCCCAUGCGAAGUAUUAGUUAUGGAUGUGAUUUUGCAUUAGUGACAAGACAUUGUUAGCUGGGGAUAUUGAAGUUGCUUUGCUCAACUUUAAGCACCUUUGGAUGCUCUUUGUUUCUGCAUCUAUAUCGGUCACCCAACUUGUUCAUUCUGGUUCCCAUCAUGUUCAAUUCGUCAUUUAUUAUAAGGCCAACCUUUGUCCUGCAACUGGUUUUUCACUUGAGCCGACAGUUGAGUUCAUUCAAUCACGUGGACACGCAGAUGUCCAUUCACAAAAGAUCCAACCAAGCGUCAGCAAAGUGAUGCAUGGCGGGUUUUCAACCAUGUAUAGUUGACAGCUUCGAGAUUGAGCUUGCUCAAAGAAUUAGCUUGGUUGGUUCCUUUUCUGGUUCUUAAUACCUUUUGUCUUUUGCCCAUUUAUGUAGCAGUGAGGUGAUGUUCACUCUCGCUGGUCCAGUAGAAGGCUGGUCCUUUUAGUUGACACAUUGUUAAAAAUAUGGACCAUUAACAGCUUCUGUUGUUUUCUCUGGCUGAGCCUAUUGGUCUAAUCAUGGUAGAUAGGAGGAUGGUGAUUGCUGCAUUUAUUGUGGAAUUUGUUUCCUGAACUGCAAUCAUGUUAUGCAUAACUUGAAGAGCUGAGGUUGACCUGAUCGCAAUAAAAAACUGCACCAGUAAACACCAUGACAUAAAAGAACAAACAAGAUUGCAUUCAAGGAAUCAAAUAACUUCACAAACCUACUCCUAAUCCGUUGCCACUAAGUAUACUGGAGAGGAAGAACAGAACCUGGAAGAGCUAAGGGAGCCUGUUUGACAGAGAAGUGUUUAAUUGUUCUUGAGUGGGAUUUUGUACUUGAGUAUGAGGAAAUUUCUUUGUUUAUGAUGAUUGGGAGAUCCAGCAUUGAACAUAAAAUUUUCUCUCUGCUGAGAGCAAAGGCAUCGAAGCAGAAGAAAAUUGUGGUUGGGUUGAAAUCGGAUACUCACAGCAGAGAAAUGCUGCUGCGGGUUCUUCGUACUUUUGUGGAUCCUGGAGAUAUUGUGUUAGCUGUUCAUGUUCAACAUGUAUCUAGUAGUUUUGAUCCAAAUACUUUCCACAUGCAUGCAGAUCUCUGCAAGUCUAAGCAGGUUGAUUUCCUUGUUAAGGAAUGUCCUGGAGAAACCUACAUUUCAGGAUUAAGUAAUCAAGUACGACUCAACUCUGCCACAGUCCUCAUUCUUGGUUGCAGCCUUCCAUGGCCUAACGAGUCGGUAGUCAAGGCUUGCUUAAGAAGGCUGCCACCCACCUGCAACCUCCUGGUAAUGAACAAUGCCGGGAAAGUAAUAUUCCAAAGCCAGGGAACCUCUCAACAGGGAUCCACUUCUCCAGUUCUUAGACCAUCUCCAUCUGAAAACAGUUACUUUCACCAGCCAAAAGCUGGGGCGCACCGCCAGUUGCAAAAGUCUUUCACUGCACCAUCCUCCUCGCAAGAUAAACCAGUUUCCAAAACGACGUUUGAGGUGCCAGAGAAGAAGAUUCUCGACAGGCUGGCAUGCUUACAAGCCACACGGUCCAUAAGACGUUUCAGAUGGCAAGAGCUCAACUUUGCUGCUGAUGGUUUUAGCCCCCAGCGGUUGAUUGGAACAGGUGGUAAUAGUAAGGUGUAUCAGGCCACACUUGGGGGUAAUGGUCAGGCUGUAGCUAUCAAAGUCCUGAAGAGCAAGGAUUUAGAGGAUCUUCUCCGUGAGGUGGAGGUUUUAUCCGGGUUAAGGCACGAGAACAUAGUGCAGAUAAUUGGUUUCUGUGAUGGUAAGGAGAUCCAUGCAGUGGUCUAUAAUCUGUUGAAGGGAAGUCUCAAACAAAAUUUGAGACAACUCGACUGGAAAGAGCGAAUGGGGGUUGCGAUUGGAGUGGCCAAAGCGCUUGAGUACCUUCAUUGUUCUUUUACCCCUCCCAUAGUUCAUCGAGAUGUGAAGUCAUCCAAUAUUCUACUUUCUGAGAAUAUGCAGCCUCAACUCUCAGAUUUUGGGGCAGCAAUAAGACUGCUCAAGCUUGACCAGAUCCCAGAAAACAGAAAGCCAUGUAGUAUUGUUGGGACAUUUGGCUACUUGGCUCCCGAGUAUGUGAUGUUUGGGAAGGUUGAUGAGAAAGUAGAUGUGUACUCUUAUGGAGUUGUGCUCCUGGAACUCAUCACCGGGAAAGAAGCCAUUCAAACAAACCAGGCGAACAGCGAAAGCUUGGUAUUAUGGGCAAGAUCUCUGUUGAGUUCUGGCUUGUGUGACCGAUUAAUUGAUCCUCACCUAAAUGGAGAUUACAACAAGGAAGAGAUGGAAAUAGUAACGUUUCUUGCUCGGCUCUGCCUCAUUCAUUCUUCUCCUAGGAGACCAUCCAUGAAAAUGGUAUUGAGAUUGUUCAAAGAGCCAGAACACUGGAGAAAGAUGCUGAGGAACAAGGACGAAUUCCUCAAUGAGAGCAGUUCCAAAGGCGAAAUGCAGUUGGAUCCACUGGAUGACCAGGCGGCUAAUGGUAUGCCUGCUACUGAAGACUUGUAUAAUAAAAUAUUGUCUACGGAGUCAUCAGAUUUGUAAGUGUUACCACUGCUCAGAGAUAUUAUUUAACUAAGGAUACUUAAGCAUCUGAUUAUAGAGAAUAAAGCAAGCCUGUAUACUUUCUAAGAAAAGGCAUGUAUACUGUAUAUGAAGCAUGGCUAUGACAGUAGAUCGACUACUUCUUCUUGCUACUUCAUUCAACUUCAUUCCAACUGCUGAAGAUCACAGAUUUAGUGAACUUGUGCUAACGCCUGUAACAUGUUUCUCAUAUCACUCGACCUUUUGAAGUUGUUCAACAGAAUAUUGUCAAA
Messenger RNA from Linum tenue, 4185 nucleotides. NCBI's taxonomy places the organism in Eukaryota, Viridiplantae, Streptophyta, Magnoliopsida, Malpighiales, Linaceae. The record is from the annotation of a GenBank genome assembly.